CUUGCAAUUCGCCCUCUAUCAUCAGCAACACAGCACCGACAUUCUGCACUCUACCGUUACCCCUUUUGCCACACCGACAUAUCCUUAUAGCAUUACCGAUUUCGCCGUUGGCGCCGACAUUCCACACACAUCCCUCACGGGGAAUGCCCUCGUGUCCCCGGCAUUGGACUAUCAUCUGAGCCUCCUAUCUUUAGCAACCCAACAUCGGUAUCUUGCAUCUUCCUGCUACUCCUUGAACAGCCGCACGAAAUUUUCACAGCUUUACCGACACUAUCUUCAUUGCCGACUUUCCAUAAGAAUCAUCCGAGCCUCCUAUCUUCAGCAAAUAUGCCGGCCAUGUCCAGCCUCGCACUCGAGCGCAAUAAUCGCGCACGCCUACGCCCUCAAGCAGAGAUCAUAUCUCCAAGAUCAGAUCGGAUUUUCCCUCAGUCCAACCGAGACAGUCAUGUCCCACCACGGCAAAAGGUACAUGAAUGGCUCUUCAACCAACAACACCUUGUGCAGGCAGGCAUGAUGGCCAAUGUCGAUUCACCACGCUCCAUUCGGAUGAGCCCAGCCCUCUCAGCAAACAUCCAAUCUACCAGGUUCGAAACGCCACCUAGAAACACACAGCCUCUCGACCUGUUGCCACCUCUCCGGCCACCUAAGCGUACUGUGUCGUAUGGUGGAAACCAAGAUGUAGACCCAGAGAACGAAGAUAAAAACCUAGACAGCUCCCUGAGGCGUCGCAUUUCCAGCCUUCUUAAAAUACGCCCUGCCAAAAGGACAAGGAAUAACCCGCCGCCGCCGCCACCACCACCACCACCACCCCAAAGAAGAUCAGCGAACAGAAGACAUGCGGACUCUCAAGCAGCCCGCUCCUUUCGACAGGUGCUACGAGCUCCGGCUAUAGAUGAAGACGUCGUAACCGCUGUAUCGGCGCAGGACGGCAAAGACAUCUUUCCCUUGCUCAUGCUCCCCUUUGAGGUUCGUGAAAAGAUUCUAAGAUACAUAUUGGUAUCCGACAAGCCCGUCUAUGUGAAGCGUCUCUGGACUGAACAGGUCCGUUCUAUACGCCGCAAUACCCGCGGACGAGGAUACGGGGGUAAUGGCGAUAAAAGCGAAGAGGAAUACACUAAUAAAACGACUAUUUUACGAACAUCCCGUCAAAUGCUAGCAGAGGGCAGCUUACUUCUUUAUUCGCAGAAUCAGUUCGUUUACCUAUUGCGAGACCCUAUCCACGCUAUGGUGGAUUUCGCUUCCAUGCUCAAGGAAGCGCAGAAGAAAUCCCCAAAGAAAAUCGAGGGUCGUAACAAGCGUAAGCGUAAAGCAGACAGCCAAUACGGCUUAUACGAAAUCAACAUCGCAAAGUAUGGACACUUGCUGCGACACUUAAGUAUCGAACUCGAGCCGAACAGAUCCGGCACACAAUACAGGGAGCUUAUGGAGCAGGCACUUGAUGUCCUGACUAGCUCCGAUAGAAGGGGCAGAUACCUGCUUGCUGGCCAAGUAGUGGAUGGAAAGACCCCAAGAAUUUUCCUCCACACUUUGACAAUCACGGUGUCACCUGAAAACGAUCAGGGUCGCCCUGGUAGCGGAUCAGUUUCUAAGAACAGCAGCCAAGAGUCGAGAAGCCCGUAUUCGAGCGCCAUCGAGCUGUUCGAUAGUAGAUCACUCGUCAUGCAUGCGCUCUCCCGCAUUGACACCCAGUUUCUUCGAAUCAACAUGCAUAUCGAUGAAGGCCCUUAUGAUGAGGGGGAUGACGAAUUCGCGGUCAGUACCGGAAAGCGUCAUCUCGAGACGACCAUCGACAUGCGCUUCCUUCCGCGUCGCACUAAGCAGCUCGAGUUGUCCGAAAAUGGUGAUUCGUUUUAGGUAAACGAUCACUUGAUGAAGGAGCAGCGAGCCAAGAGGGGCGAAGAGGCCCAGACAGCACUUCAGACUCUCAAGAAUCGUAUGUACGAGGGAUUCGAGAAUCCGGUUCGGGCUAUAGCCGACGGAUUAUGGGAGGACAAUAGCGCCGCCAAUAUGCGUCGCAAGAAGGAGAGGGCGGAGUUCGAGGCCCGUCUCGAGGGUGAUGCUCGCCGCCAGAAUGAUGACGAGGAAGAAUCCAGCUCUGUUGACGGUAGCGACGAAGAUGAGAAUGAUGACGAUGACUACGAGAGUCGGCCAAAGAAGAGGAAGCUGACAACUCGCGGUCGUGGACGGUCUUGAAUGCC
Messenger RNA from Neurospora hispaniola, 2198 nucleotides. RefSeq lists its product as uncharacterized. Lineage: Eukaryota; Fungi; Ascomycota; Sordariomycetes; Sordariales; Sordariaceae. The coding region runs from base 328 to 1854 and encodes 508 amino acids. The transcript has 2 exons. The record is from RefSeq and is a predicted model, not a curated record.